Trypanosoma brucei brucei TREU927 is the source of this 1542-nucleotide messenger RNA. RefSeq names its product DNA ligase, putative (gene Tb927.7.600). The transcript has a single exon. Lineage: Eukaryota; Euglenozoa; Kinetoplastea; Trypanosomatida; Trypanosomatidae. Gene Ontology annotation, biological process: DNA repair; DNA recombination. The coding region runs from base 1 to 1542 and encodes 513 amino acids. Gene Ontology annotation, molecular function: DNA ligase (ATP) activity; ATP binding. The record is from RefSeq and is a predicted model, not a curated record.
AUGUGGCGGAUUUCUAAUUUAUGGCGGCGUCCGCAGCUCACAACUCUUCCGAAGGAUCCUUCGCUUUUUUUUGGUGUUGGGAGGCCGCGUACACCAGAGCAGGUGGAGCGGUAUCACGCAAUGAAAAAUACCACCAUUGAAAGUGCUUUUCCCCAUCUUGCAGCCUGUUGGGUGGGUCCAUCGUGGGGAACCGUCAUGUUAACUCCACAUCACGUGGCCCCGACAUGUGUAAAGUCGGCGGUGUGGCGUUGCAGCCAGUGCCUUCAGGAGUUUGAGAUGAGUAUUGCGAGAUUUAUUGACCAGCAUGGGACGUGUCCAUUGUGCGGAAAAGAGCAGCGGCGGAUCAGUUCAACUAGAAAUGAAGGUCCGGAAAGAAUUAAUGGCAAGAUGAGCGAGGGAGAUAACACAGAUGUGGGGAUAACAACUUCACCAACGGAUGCUACAAAUGAGGAGGAUCUGGAGCUGGAGGAUGUGAACAGUUUGAGAGCACCACGAAUGACUCACACAAAUUAUAAAAGUGUUCUGCACAGCAACCCCGAGUGGGAGGGACGUAACAUUCUUCCCAUGCUUGCACAAAGAUGGGAGCUAGUUGCUGAGGAACUACUUCAUCCGGCUGACACGGAGGAGCAGGAAUCACUUCUGGUUUCACCAAAGAUAGAUGGAAUUCGCUGUUUAAUUGGUUACAAUAAAUCCCAAAAGAAAUUGCAGUUUUUUUCGCGGAGUGGGAUUCUUCUUGAGUGUUGCCAUGGUUUGGUGCCACACGCUAUGCCGCUGUUCAAGGCAGAUCCAUCUUUGUUGUUAGAUGGGGAGCUGUUUGCUCCACACUGCGGUUUCGAGAGGCUUAGUGGGCUUGUGCGCCGUUUGGAAAAGUUUACGACACAAACAACGCGGAGGAAACAGGCGAAACUCCUAGAAUAUUUUGCAUUUGACAUCAUGGCUUCAGAUCAGCUCUCAUCGCCGGACGCCCCUUUUAGCGAACGCUACCGUUUACUGAAGGAACUCAUACCUCACAGUGGCGCAGAUCGUGUUUUUGAUACGAUGAAACCAAACGGAAGGCGAAACCAUCAGCUUGAAAAGGAGGAAUUGUCGAGCAGGAAAAAGAUACCAAAACUCUACCACGUCCCCGCCACACUUGUGAGUCCAGAUGAGGUGGAGAGUGUAUUGGAGAAGGCGUGUUCGCAAGGUUAUGAAGGGGUAAUCAUUCGUAGACCAAAGUUUCCUUACGAACAUGGCAAACGAAGUCUCGGUCUUCUUAAGUAUAAGUACAUGCAUGAUGCGGAGUACCGCAUUGUCGACUUUCUUCCGGGCAAUGGCAAGUUUGAGGGUGGUCUCGGCGCGUUUGUGUGUGAAACAUCAACUGGGAUUCGCUUCAAUGCAACACCAAAGACUACAACAAAGCGGCGGUUGGAACUAUGGGCCGAAAGAGACCGUCUACUAGGUAAGUAUUUAACAGUUCAGUAUCAGGAACUUUCGUCACAGGAUGUGCCGCGGUUUCCGAUAGCCAAAUGCGUUCGGGGUGAGUCCGAAAAGGACUGGCUCUAA